AUGUACAAGAACCCAUGUCAGAUCCGAGACCCAGAGGAUGCAUGCGAACAUUGCACCAUUGCAAUCCUUUGGCCCCGCGUCGAGGGUCUUGACACUGCUCUUGGUUGUCGAGGUGGUUUCUUUAGCCAGCCUGACGUGGAGUUUGAUGAUUUGGCUAUUACGGAUCAUGAUGGGCACCGAUGCGAUAGAUGCAUCCUACAUGGCCAGCCGUGCCGCCCAAUGCCACAUAUACUACAGAGACUCAGUGUCAAGCUGCACCGAGCCGCGGCAUCUGGUCAGACGGGCGCUAUUGAUAUUGCUCGUCGUGCAUUGAUUGAUGCCAUCUCACAGAACAGGCAUGAUAGCGCCGUCCACGAGCUUCUUGAGGGUGCGAUGAGCCCUGUGCAUGUGUAUAGCACAUAUAGAAUGAUUGAGCCAGAGGAGGUGGGCAUGCACAAGUGGCAGACCUUGCAGCUUGGAUACGAGAGGAUGCUUCGAUAUGACCCAUCCCUCCAGCUCCAUGGUUUUGACGAGAGAGUCUACAUGUACGGCAUCUCUCGCUUCUUUCUUUCCGACUGGGUGUUUGGUGACUGGAGGCAGCGACAGGCUGCAAGGACCGGCUGCGCCCUAGAUCGUGGUGAUAGUUUGGCGAAUCACCCAGGGACUAUGGACUCUCACGAAGUUAGUAUCCAGACUGGGGAGGAUGUGUUCCACGAGGCCAUGUCAAUCAAUGGCGGCAAGCUCUGCGAGGAAUAUGGGAGAUCUGGAUGA
Clonostachys solani is the source of this 750-nucleotide messenger RNA. Lineage: Eukaryota; Fungi; Ascomycota; Sordariomycetes; Hypocreales; Bionectriaceae. The record is from the annotation of a GenBank genome assembly.